This is a messenger RNA of Aspergillus nidulans FGSC A4, 1833 nucleotides long. Its product is annotated as flavin-containing monooxygenase. Bases 1 to 1833 code for a protein of 610 amino acids. The transcript has 3 exons. NCBI's taxonomy places the organism in Eukaryota, Fungi, Ascomycota, Eurotiomycetes, Eurotiales, Aspergillaceae. The record is from RefSeq and is a predicted model, not a curated record.
AUGCCUAUUAUAUUUCCGCCAUUGGCGGUGCUCCCGCAACUAACGCUCCACCCAUCCGUGAAUGCCGACCACCUCGACGUGGCCAAGAUCGUCAACGAUUGGCUGUUUUCCUUUACAGAGAAAUUGUCCAGCGGCCAGCAAAGCAACAUCUCAAGCCUCUUCCUCGAAAAAGAGUCGUGGUUUCGAGAUUUCGUCUCUUUCUCGUGGGAUUUCGCAUCCCAUAAUGGCGCAGCGGCUAUAUGUGAGUACCUAGCCGGUUCGACGAGUGGAUUUGCAGAGCCCAAAGCGGAUCAGCCCGGCGCAUUGCGACCGCAACUUGUGGAGAUCGGUGGGUUGCAGUUCGUCCAGGCUGGGUUCAGCUUCAGAAAUACUUUUGGUACCGGGAGGGGCGUUCUGAGAUUGGCUAAUGUGGAACCGGAGGAGUGGAAGGCUUGGACGGUGUUUACUGUGCUGGAGCGGUUAAACGGCCAAGAUGAGCUGGAAGCAACGAGGGCAGAGAAAGCGGAAGCGCAGGCUGGUGCUUCUGGUUAUGGAACUGAGCCGUCCAGCGUCCAAAGCGAUGACGGUGGCCUGCAGGUUUUGGUUGUUGGUGCAGGUCAGUGUGGACUCGCACUUGCCGCGCAUUUGCAAAACCUAGGCCUCAACUAUCUGGUCGUGGACAAAUUUUCGCGUCCUGGGGACUCGUGGCGAGCCAGAUAUGACACCGUAAGAUUACAUACUCCCAUCUAUACGGACCACUAUCCAUUCCUGAAGUACCCAGCCAGCUGGCCGCGAUAUCUUGACCGGGCCCAUGUUACAAAAUGGAUGGAGCACUAUGAAGAGAUCAUGGGCCUCAACGUCAGGCACAGCACCCUUGCAAGUAAUUUUCGUUACAAUGAGACGUCACGGGUGUGGACAGUCGACCUCCAAAGCAAGGACUGUAUACAGACUGUUCAUGCUAAGCAUGUCGUGCUUGCUACAGGGUUGCUGGGCGCAAUCCCGAAUCGCCCCACGUUCCCUGGGGAGGCUUCAUUUAAAGGCCAGAUCCUGCACACCUCGGCGCAUAAAUCGGCGGCGCUGAUGCCGGAGGCCCUGAAGAAGAAGAUCACAAUCAUUGGGUCUGGAACGAGUGCGCAUGAUAUUGCUCAGGAUUUCGUCAACCAUGGGGCGGAGAAUGUAACGAUGGUGCAACGAGGCGCCAUGUAUGUUGUAUCUCGGGAUUCGAUGGAGAGGAUUCAAUUACCGCUGUGGAACACUCCGGGGGUAAGCCUUGAGGAUGCGGAUCUUUUGAGCCACUCACUGCCAAUAGCCGUUGCCCGGACUCUUAGUGUCGGAGAGUCGCAGAUGAUGUCGGCAAAAGACAAAGACAUGUUAGAUGCCCUGGAAAAAGCCGGAAUGGCAGUUAAGAGGGGGGAUGGAGACAGCCUUUUAGAUUAUCAGCUCAUCAAGGGCGGACAUUUCUACGCUGACCAGGGUGCAUGCCAGAUGAUCAUCGACGGGAGGAUCAAGGUCCGGCAAUGUGAGCAAGGCGUCCAGGGGUACUACGAAGACGGGGUAAUCUUGGCCAAUGGCACCAAGAUCGAAUCUGAGGUUGUUAUACUGGCGACUGGUUUUGAGCUCAGUACUAAACUGAUUGAACGCCUCAUGGGCGAGGAUGUUAUGAACAAGGUGGCAAGAAUAUGCACCUUACACAACAGCCAGGAACGGAUUGGGGUAUGGAAACCGACUGGUGUACCGGGAUUCUGGUACAUGACCGGCAGCUUUAUAUGGUCGAGACAGUUCUCUGGCAUCCUCGCGUUACAGAUUGCUGCCAUAGAACGGGGGAUGAACACCGAGUACUACGAGUCGCGGUAG